Cuscuta campestris is the source of this 1041-nucleotide messenger RNA. Lineage: Eukaryota; Viridiplantae; Streptophyta; Magnoliopsida; Solanales; Convolvulaceae. The record is from the annotation of a GenBank genome assembly.
CAAAAAAAAUAAAAAAUGAACAAAUAUUGAAAAGUGUCUCAAAGGCCGCACACCUGAAAAUGAAGCUCCAAAGUGGAGAGGGAGCUACAGAGAUGGAUGAAGAUAGAAUAGCGCUGGUGUUGGCUAGAAUUUCUGAGCUGAGUUCCAAGACCACAAAUUGCAUCGCCGCCGGAAGAACAAAUGGAAGGCGGGAAACUGGGAAACACGGCUUCGACGACGCAGACAUGGAGGCCGAAGUCGACGGUUCCGAUGAAGCCACGGAUUGCCUUUUAGCCAUCCGAGAGGCUCUUCGGAAGCUCGAACUUCAAGUCUCGUCUUUGCAGGCACUGCAGCAGCAACAGUUAUACGAGAGAGAAGAAGCCCUGUCUGGAAUUUUCUACUCCCAAGAGGAGUUGAUGCAGAAGCUGAAGGAGUACAAAGGGGAGAACUUGGAUGUCAUACAGGAGGCAAUUGCUUUUGUUGGCGAAACAGUAGAAGAAAACAACGACCUCUUGCUCCCACCGUACCCAACCCGACCAUCAUCUUUCCUGCUACCCCCAAACAAGACUCACAUUUCCCAUUUCAACACGUCAGGUGAAAGAAACGCAUCGAGGAAAGAUGUCAAUGGACCAUCAAACCAAGCAAAGGCCAAAAAGAGUCCGUUGGAAAUGGCAAAAUAUCUCAUUGGGGGAGUGGCAAAGACAGCAAUCACUGUUUUGGGGGUAAUCUCUGUGUUGACACUUGCUGGUUUUGAGCCCAGUCUUAAGAAAAGGAAUGCCCACUUCAAGUUGAUGAACCUAUCGACGCCGCCCGGGGUUGAUGAAAAUGAAAGAAAAAUGGAAUGCCCGCCGGGGAAGGUAGAGGUGGUUGAAAAUGGAGAAGUUCGAUGUGUGGUGAGGGAAAGGGUUGAAGUUCCAUUUCAGUCUGCUGUUGCAACACCUGAUGUAAGUUAUGGGUGUGGAUGAUUUUUUUUUUCUACUUCGUUUUCUGUGUUUUUUUUUGUACCAGAUAUUGAUAAAUGGUUAUUUAUUUAUUUUUACCCUGCUAGAAUUCUGCAGUUUG